AUGCAAGAGGUCAUUGCGGGGUUGCAGCAGCUCACCUUUGCCUUUGAGGAGGAUGUAGAGAUGCAGAGGGGCCCUGGGCUCUUACCUUUCCAGACUAUGGACAAGUUGGGCUCAGCUGUGUGCAACUUCUUUGCUAAAGGGUUCUGUGAGAAAGGUAAGCUCUGCCCCUCCCGGCACGAGCGAGGGGAGAAGAUGGUGGUGUGUAAGCACUGGCUGCGGGGGCUGUGCAAGAAGGGUGACCAGUGCAAGUUCCUGCACCAGUACGAUGUCACCAGGAUGCCCGAGUGCCACUUCUACUCCAAGUUCGGUGACUGCAGCAACAAGGAGUGCCCAUUCCUCCACGUUAAGCCAGCUUGCAAGAGCCAGGACUGUCCUUGGUAUGACCAAGGCUUCUGCAGGGACGGUCCUUUGUGCAAAUACCGCCAUGUCCACAAAGUGAUGUGUAUCAACUACUUAGUUGGCUUCUGCCCCAAGGGACCCAAGUGCCAGUUUGCGCAUCCCAAGAUGAAUCUUUUAUUCAACCCAAGUUACUUGAAGGUUGUAAAUUGGCCACGGGAGGUGGAAGGACCAGCCCCACGGGCGUCUGCCACGGAACACCCUGAGCUCUCCUCAUCCCCAGGGCGCCUGCUUCUGCGCCAUCAGAGGCAACUCCAGGAGAACCCGGCCUCCUCCUCCCAGAGGCCCCGGCUCCAGCGGAUCACCUGCUACAGGUGUCAGUACUGGGUUGCACUGCCCCCUAGCAGACCCAUCAUGUACCAAGGGCAGUUCAACAGCUACCUCAGGUGCAGCAACUUCAGCUGUUGA
Molecule: messenger RNA, 804 nt
Organism: Choloepus didactylus (southern two-toed sloth)
Lineage: Eukaryota; Metazoa; Chordata; Mammalia; Pilosa; Megalonychidae
Gene: CPSF4L
Product: cleavage and polyadenylation specific factor 4 like
Exons: 8
Coding region: 1-804 (267 amino acids)
Cellular component (GO): mRNA cleavage and polyadenylation specificity factor complex
Molecular function (GO): RNA binding; metal ion binding
Source: RefSeq, a predicted model, not a curated record